AUGCGAGCUCCAAAUUCUGAUCAAAUACCAUUGAAAAAAGGCACUUGGAGUCCUGAAGAAGAUCACAAGUUGAUAGCUUAUAUUAACAGAUAUGGCAUUUGGAACUGGACUCAGAUGCCAAAAGCUGCAGGUUUGUCGAGAUCGGGAAAGAGUUGCAGGCUUCGUUGGAUAAAUUACUUGAGGUCGAAUAUACGGCAUGGAAACUUCACUAAGCAAGAAGAGGAAACCAUAAUCAAUCUGCAUGAAAUGCUGGGAAAUGGAUGGUCAGCAAUUGCAGCAAGACUGCCUGGAAGAACAGACAAUGAAAUAAAGAAUUAG
Manihot esculenta (cassava) is the source of this 318-nucleotide messenger RNA. Its product is annotated as transcription factor MYB4-like. The transcript is spliced from 3 exons. The coding region runs from base 1 to 318 and encodes 105 amino acids. The record is from RefSeq and is a predicted model, not a curated record. Lineage: Eukaryota; Viridiplantae; Streptophyta; Magnoliopsida; Malpighiales; Euphorbiaceae.